This is a messenger RNA of Trichogramma pretiosum, 2646 nucleotides long. RefSeq names its product protein suppressor of forked (gene su(f)). The record is from RefSeq and is a predicted model, not a curated record. Gene Ontology annotation, molecular function: mRNA binding; protein binding. NCBI's taxonomy places the organism in Eukaryota, Metazoa, Arthropoda, Insecta, Hymenoptera, Trichogrammatidae. Gene Ontology annotation, cellular component: nucleus. The transcript is spliced from 12 exons. The coding region runs from base 329 to 2479 and encodes 716 amino acids. Gene Ontology annotation, biological process: mRNA 3'-end processing.
CCACACCCACACGUGCUCGCUCGUCCCGUAUACAUAUACCUACACUCUUCAGUCGUCAGUGUGUUAGAGUCGGUGGGGACAGUUGCAGAUACAGCAGCUGCAUCGUUGGACUUUACGUAUCCAGAGGAAGACGCAAUAAAUCGUGUAAUUCCACCUACGGAGCAACUCCCGAAGGUCGGCGAAAACUCAUUUCGGCGUUCUCGACGCAUUUGCACGAGGAAUCCGGGGUUGAAGGGUCAGCUCGUCGACGAUACGGAGCAUCGAGCUGCAUCAGCAUCUAAGAGCCACGCCGUUCGUAGCUUGCUUUAAAACCAAGUAACGGAUCAUAAUGGACGUCAACAUGGGCGACAUCGACGAUUUCGACUGGGGGAACGAGAAAUUGCAGCGAGCUCAAAAGACAGUCAAUGAAACACCAUACGACUUGGAGGCAUGGGCUUUAUUAAUCAGAGAAGCACAGAAUCGACCCAUAGCUGAAGUUAGGCCUGUUUUUGAAAAACUCAUUGCUGUUUUUCCUUCAGCUGGUCGAUACUGGAAAAUUUAUAUUGAACAAGAGAUGAAGAACCGCAGUUAUGAAAAAGUAGAAAAGCUAUUCCAGAGAUGUCUUAUAAAAAUUUUAAAUAUAGAACUGUGGAAACUAUAUUUAACAUACGUGAAAGAAACUAAAGCAAGUUUAACAACUUAUAAAGAAAAAAUGGCUCAAGCUUAUGACUUUGCUUUAGAUAAAAUUGGAAUGGAUAUACAUUCAUAUAGUAUUUGGAAUGAUUAUAUUGUAUUUCUUAAAAGUGUCGAAGCAGUAGGUUCAUAUGCUGAAAAUCAAAGAAUCAGCGCAGUACGUAAAGUUUAUCAACGUGGUGUUGUGAAUCCGAUGAUUAAUAUGGAGCAAUUAUGGAAAGAUUACAUGGCAUUUGAGCAAAAUAUCAAUCCAAUUAUAGCAGAAAAAAUGGCGGUUGAAAGAUCAAGAGAUUACAUGAAUGCGAGAAGAGUAGCUAAAGAGUUGGAAGCAGCCACUAGAGGACUUAACAGAAAUGCUCCUAGUGUACCUCCUACUGGACACCCUGAUGAAAUUAAACAAGUUGAACUAUGGAAAAAAUAUAUUUCUUGGGAGAAAGGCAAUCCUUUGAGGACUGAAGAUACUUCAUUGGUUGCUCGUAGAGUCAUGUUUGCAAUAGAUCAAUGUUUACUAUGUCUCGGUCAUCAUCCAGCCGUUUGGCAUCAGGCUGCUCACUUUCUUGAACAAAGCUCUAAAAUACUUACCGAAAAAGGUGACGUAAAUGGCGCAAAAAAUUUGAGUGAUGAAGCUGCAUCAAUGUUCGAACGCGCAACAAAUACCCUUUUGUCAAAAAAUAUGUUGUUAUACUUUGCACAUGCUGAUUUUGAAGAGGGGCGAAUAAAAUAUGAAAAAGUGCAUCAAAUUUACCAAAAAUUUCUUGAUAUGCCUGACAUCGAUCCAACCUUGGCUUAUGUUCAAUAUAUGAAAUUUGCUCGGCGUGCAGAAGGUAUCAAAUCAGCCAGAACUGUUUUCAAAAGGGCUCGUGAAGACUCUCGAUGCAAACACCAUAUCUACGUUGCAGCAGCCUUAAUGGAAUAUUACUGUACUAAAGAUAAAAACAUAGCCUUUCGCAUUUUCGAAUUAGGCUUGAAAAAAUUUGGUGAUAAUCCUGACUACAUUCUUUGCUACAUUGAUUAUUUAUCACAUUUAAAUGAGGACAAUAAUACUAGAGUUUUGUUCGAGAGGGUUUUGUCUUCUGGAAGUUUGGAACCAGAAAAAUCAGUCGACAUAUGGAAUCGAUUCUUAGAGUUUGAAUCAAACAUAGGAGACUUAGCCAGUAUAGUAAAAGUUGAAAAACGAAGGAGUGCAGUUUUAGAUAAGCUUAAAGAAUUCGAGGGCAAAGAAACGGCUCAAUUAGUCGAUCGUUAUAAAUUCUUGGAUUUGUAUCCUUGCACGCCAAUUGAAUUAAAGUCAAUUGGGUACAUGGAAGUAAUAACGACUAAUAGAAAUGGUGUUUGCCCAGCUCCAAGAGCAGCUGAUUCCGAAGAAAUAAUUGCUGCUUUGCCUAGACCAGACAUAUCACAAAUGAUUCCGUUCAAACCAAAAGUAAACCCCCUUCCUGGUGAACACCCUGUUCCAGGUGGAUCUUUUCCAUUGCCACCAUCAGCUGCUCAGCUAUGUACUAUACUACCACCACCGGACUGUUUUAGAGGUCCAUUUGUAGCUGUAGAUAUGCUUAUGGAUGUAUUCAGUCGUAUACAGUUACCUGAACAUGCCCCUGCACCGGUUGCAGACAAUGGUUGUGACACCAAAUUGUUUGAUUUGGCUAAAUCUGUUCACUGGAUUGUUGAUGAAGUUGCAGAAGGAAAUAGUCUCCCUAAUAAACGAAAGCGACUUAGAAUUAAUGGUGAAGAAAGUGAAGAAGAGGAUUUACCUCCACCUCCCGCAAAUGAUAUAUACAGAUUGAGGCAACAAAAACGCGUUAAAUAGACUAUAAAUAUGAUGUUGAUACUCAAUAUCAUUAACUUCUAAAAAGUAAUGAAUUUAUGGCGAAGUUCAAUUUUAAUGACUUAGAUAUAAAUUGUAAACUUUAAAUUUUUAAAAAUCGUGAAAGACAAUUUUUUCAGUAAAUAUGAACUUAAUUAAUUUAAUAAUUA